AAUUAGGGCGAAAGCGUUUUUUCGCAAACCCUAAUUUCCGUUUCCUUAUAGAAAUUUCAUUUUUUGUUUUGUUUUGAAAUUUUCUUUUUUGUGGGUUCGCGCGGAGAAGAGGAAGCCACUGGAGUUUAAUUUUCCCGCCUUCUGUUCUUCUUCUUCUUCUCUUGUUGAAUUAUUUGUUCUGCUGUGGGAAUUAAUUCUGGCCGGAGCUUCACCGGAACUCUGUUAGGGACGUUGUUGGGGGUGUUGGUAGGUGUUUCAUGGCAUCGGCUGUUCUAGCGAAUCGAAACAACGAACCCAGUUGGCCGGCGAGCAAACGCAACGGCGGUGGAGGAGGAGAGUUUAUGGCAAGAGUUCCGUUCUCGAACCCUAAAUCUAAACCUAAUUUGAAAAAGAGGCAAAUUAAUGGGGAAAUUAACAACUUUCAGAUGGGUGAACUGGCGAACGUAUCAACUCUGUCUCCCUCGGAUGACGCGUCUUUCAUCGAUCGUCAACGUGGAUCUUCGAACACUGGCGAGUACAACCAAUAUGUGAGUUUCAGUGUGGCUUCGUGUUCUGGGAAGGAUUUGGUUGAGCUCAAGAGACGGUUAGUGGCCGAGCUUGAGCAAGUGAGGCGAAUCAAGAAUCGCAUUGAAUCUGGUGGCAUUGGUCUUGGCCGUAAUCAUCAUUUGAAGAAAUCUUCCAAGACGAAGGGGAUUAAGCGGGCUCGGCCGCAGCUGCAGCCGCCUACUUUUGGAACCUUGGAUUCGUCGGACGUUGGAAAUCUAAUGAAGACGUGCUCUCAAAUAUUGAACAAGUUGAUGAAGCAGAAGUUCGGGAUGAUCUUCAACAAGCCGGUGGAUGUGAUUGGGCUGGGUCUCCAUGACUACUAUGAUAUUGUUAAGCAUCCUAUGGAUUUAGGGACUGUGAAAUCUAAAUUGGCAAAGAAUUCUUAUGAAUCACCCCUGGAUUUUGCCGAUGAUGUUAGGUUAACAUUUAACAAUGCCAUGAUUUACAAUCCCAAGGGUCAUGAUAUCCACAUCCUGGCCGAGCAGUGGUUGGGGAAAUUUGAGGAAUUGUUCCGCCCUGUUAGUGAGAAGUUGGAUGGACUGAAGCAGCAGCCAGAUCUGUUUGAAGAAGAAUUGCAAGCCAGUUCUUGGAAUGAUAUAGAGAUGGAGAAGAAGCAGGAUAGUAAGGAGAACUUCAACUCAAAUGGGGACAACAAAUCAGAAGAAGUAAGAGUGCCAUCAAGCUCAUCGAAGCCACCUUCGAUACAGUCACCAGUUAGAACCCCGUCACCGGUGCGGGCCCCUCUGGUAAAGCCUGUGAGGCAGCCGAAGCCGAAGGCAAAGGAUCCCAACAAACGGGAGAUGAGUUUGGAGGAGAAACACAGAUUGGGAGUUGGAUUGCAGGGUUUGCCUCCUGAGAAAAUGGAUCAGGUCAUACAGAUUGUGAAGAGGAGGAGCGGACAAUUGAGGCAGGAUGGGGAUGAAAUUGAGCUCGACAUUGAGGCAGUAGAUACCGAGACCCUCUGGGAACUGGACCGGCUGGUGACCAAUUGGAAGAAAAUGAUGAGCAAGGUCAAGCGGCAACCUUUCUUCAAUAACAAUGCAAAUGCCGAUUCGAGUAAAGCGAAUGAGACAUCAUCUGCAAAUGAGAUAAAUGAGGUUAAAACAGAGGCGAAGAAGGCAAGAAAAGGGGACGUGGGUGAGGAAGAUGUGGACAUUGGGGAUGAGAUGAUGCCAAUGGGUGGUUUCCCUCCCGUAGUAAUUGACAGAGACGCAGCUGCUCAUGCUAGUAGUAGUUCUGAAAGCUCAAGUAGUUCUGGGAGUGAUGAUUCUUCCUCGUCCAGUGGUUCAGAUUCAGAAGGGAGCUCUUCCGACAGUGAUUCAGAUGGCGAUGGCCAAUCAUAGGUGUGGGCAUUUUCAUUGGAUAGAAACUACUCAAACGUGGAGCUAACAGCUUUCUGAACAGGGGCCUUCAGUUAAACUAAAUUCUGAGACGUGAAUUGUGGCUGCUGAUGAAAAAGAGAGGAUUUUGGAACUUUGGACCUUUUCACUUUGCGUGUCAUUCCUUGAUCGAGGAAGGAGCUUUCAUGUGAGAAAAGGAUAGUAGAACAAAGGAAAAGAAAUUGUAGAUAUCACGAGCUUAGAUGGAGAGAGAUUCUGUGGAAGGAAACCAGUUUUCUUUUUUGUUUGUUUUUUUUUCCUCUUUUUCUUAGAAGGUUUCUUGUACAUAAACAAACACAUUUGUUGAUUUCCCAGAUUGUAUAUAUCUCCUGUUUUUUGAGGUGAACUGGAAUUUUUUGUGUUUAUACAAAGGAAGGAAACACAAGAAGAUAUGUUUCUCUACUGGUCAGUCAAAACAUGUAAUUUAAGGAAUGAUUUUAUAGGUUUUUGAAUCUGAUAGUGUUGGAAUUUGAAAAUAGGAUCCCAAGGUGGGUUGGUUUCAGUUUUCAA
Molecule: messenger RNA, 2435 nt
Organism: Momordica charantia (bitter melon)
Lineage: Eukaryota; Viridiplantae; Streptophyta; Magnoliopsida; Cucurbitales; Cucurbitaceae
Product: transcription factor GTE7
Molecular function (GO): protein binding
Source: RefSeq, a predicted model, not a curated record